AUGUCGGAAGCUCCCAUUGUUCUCGAUGGCGGAACAGGUUUCCUCAAAGUCGGAUACGCCGCCCAGAACUUCCCCGAGUUCCAGUUCCCCUCCAUCGUCGGCCGACCCAUCCUGCGAUCCGAAGAGAAGGGUGUCGACAAUGACGUAGUAAUAAAGGAUAUCAUGUGCGGUCAGGAUGCUGCCGACGCCAGAACCAUGCUCCAGAUCAGCUACCCCAUGGAGAACGGUAUCGUCAAGAAGUGGGACGACAUGCAGCACCUCUGGGACUACACCUUCUUCGAGAAGAUGCAGGUCGAUCCGAGAGGGCGCAAGAUUCUCCUCACCGAGCCUCCCAUGAACCCACUCAAGAACAGGGAGCAGAUGUGCGAGGUCAUGUUUGAGCGCUAUGCUUUUGGCGGUGUAUACGUCGCCAUCCAGGCUGUCCUGGCCCUCUACGCUCAAGGUCUGAGUUCCGGAGUGGUUGUCGACUCUGGAGAUGGUGUCACACAUAUUGUUCCCGUCUACGAGUCCGUGGUGCUGAACCACCUGACACGGCGACUGGACGUUGCCGGGCGAGAUGUCACGCGCAACCUCAUCGCUUUGCUCUUGCGACGUGGCUAUGCCCUCAACCGAACCGCCGACUUCGAAACUGUCCGACAGAUCAAGGAGAAGCUCUGCUACGUAUCCUACGACCUGGAGCUGGACAAGCGUCUCAGUGAAGAUACCACCGUCUUGGUCGAGAGCUACACCCUGCCCGACGGACGUGUCAUUCGUGUAGGAAGUGAGCGUUUCGAGGCGCCAGAGUGUCUUUUCCAGCCUCACCUGGUCGACUGCGAACAGCCUGGCAUUGCCGAGUUCCUCUUCAACACCAUUCAGGCCGCCGAUGUCGAUGUGCGAUCUUCACUGUUCAAGGCAAUUGUUCUCUCUGGUGGAAGCAGCAUGUACCCCGGGUUGCCAAGCAGAUUGGAGAAGGAGCUGAAGCAGCUCUGGCUGACACGCGUGCUGGGUGGUAACCCCGAGCGCCUCAACAAGUUCAAGGUCAGGAUAGAGGAUCCUCCCAGGCGCAGGCACAUGGUUUUCUUGGGAGGCGCAGUGUUGGCGAAUAUCAUGGCCGACAAGGAGAGCAUGUGGAUCACCAAGCAGGAGUGGGAGGAAGAAGGCACAAGAGUGCUGGAGAAGUUGGGUCCGCGAUAG
Messenger RNA from Truncatella angustata, 1173 nucleotides. RefSeq names its product actin-like protein 2. NCBI's taxonomy places the organism in Eukaryota, Fungi, Ascomycota, Sordariomycetes, Amphisphaeriales, Sporocadaceae. Gene Ontology annotation, molecular function: actin filament binding. Bases 1 to 1173 code for a protein of 390 amino acids. Gene Ontology annotation, biological process: Arp2/3 complex-mediated actin nucleation. The transcript is spliced from 3 exons. The record is from RefSeq and is a predicted model, not a curated record. Gene Ontology annotation, cellular component: actin cortical patch; Arp2/3 protein complex.